Phytophthora sojae is the source of this 408-nucleotide messenger RNA. RefSeq lists its product as hypothetical. NCBI's taxonomy places the organism in Eukaryota, Oomycota, Peronosporomycetes, Peronosporales, Peronosporaceae. The annotation marks the transcript as partial. The record is from RefSeq and is a predicted model, not a curated record. The transcript is spliced from 3 exons.
AUGGCAAACUGGGACAGUAACCAGGACGAGUGGGUUUCCUACAAGCGCGGCAACACGCCGCACCUGACGAACAACACCAACAAUAGGAUCGAGUCCAAGUGGGGGAAGAUAAAGGAUGUUAUUAACGACUCCUUCACUAUCGACCAACUCCUGUCUACACUGAUGACGCUGCAGCACUAUGCCGAAGAGCAAUAUCUCGCAGAAUACCAUCAAGUUGGGAGCCGGCCUUCGCGGGAUUUGGAGGACCGCGAGCUGACGCUGCUGGCUUUGCAGCUGAACACACCAGGACGAGCCACUGUCACGAGCCCAAGGUCUGGAAAAGUGCAUGAAGUCAACACGAGGACGAACUCCUGCAACUGUAUCUUCAUGAAGACCUGCUUGCUACCCUGCCGCCACGUGAUGUACGUC